CCCUCCCCCCACACACACACACAAAACCGACACUGAAACAUCCUUUUAAAGAUGGAUUUGUUUAAAUAUUAUUGACAUUGAUAAGUUACUAAAAUAAAGCUUGCCCAGGACUUUGUUUUACUCAUGAGAAGUUAAAGUAUACAGAUAUUUUAAAAUUCUGGACAAUUUCUGGUUAUAAAAACUAUUCAUUCUAUACUCUAAAACAUCCCUGGAUUUUUUAAAUGGUCCAUAACUAAGAGAUGCCAAGAGAAGCCAAAUUCUGAGACACUGGUAUCCAAUUUGGGGAAACUAAGGGAAUGUCAUUGGGUCCUCCCUCUUUUAAAAGUGAAUUUUAAAGGUUUACUUCUUUACUCUAAGUAUGAUAAUUCAGCCUCCCCAAGCACCCUGUUCCCUCCUACUUCAUAAACUGGCUUUUUCUGGAGGAAAAUGUUCCCUCAUAACAAGGUAAUUUCUUUCUGGUGGAAGGAAUUGAAGAAAGUGAAAAUCCAGUUUCUUACCUCUCCCACAUUGUAGAGGAGAGUAAAAUCAAAGUGCUUAUGCUACUACAGUUAGGCCUGGUCUACACUACAACUUUAAUUCGGAUUUAGCAGCGUUAAAUCUAAUUAACCCUGCACCCGUCCACACAACGACGCCAUUUAAUUUGAAAUAAAGGGCUCUUUAAAUAGAUUUCUGUACUCCACCCCGAUGAGUGGAGUAGCACCAAAAUCGAUUUUAUCAUUUCGAAUUAGGGUUGGCGUGGCCGCAAUUCGAUGGUAUUGGCCUCCGGGAGCUAUCCCACAGUGCACUAUUGUGAUCGCUCUGGACAGCAAUCUGAACUCUGAUGCACUGGCCAGGUAGACAGGAAAAGCCCCGCGAACAUUUGAAUUUCAUUUCCUGUUUGCCCAGCAUGGAGAGCACAGGUGACCACAGAUAGCUCAUCAGCACAGGUAACCAUGCAGGCCGAUAAUCGAAAAAGAGCACCAGCAUGGACCGUAUGGGAGGUACUGGAUCUGAUCGCUAUAUGGGGAGAGGAUUCAGUGCUAGCAGAACUUGGUUCAAAAAGACGAAAUGCAAAAAACUUUUGAAAAAAAAAUCUCCAAGGGCAUGAUGGAGAGAGGCCACAAUAGGGACUCAGAUCAGUGCCACGUGAAAGUCAAGGAGCUCAGACAAGCCUAUCAAAAAACUAAGGGGGCAAAUGGUCGCUCCGGGUCAGAGCCGCGGACAUGCUGCUUCUACGACGAGCUGCAUGCAGUUCUAGGGGGGCCGCCACCACUACCCCACCUCUGACCGUGGAUUCUGAGGUGGGGAUAAUCUCAGCUAUACCUGAGGAUUCUGCGGACAGGGAAGAAGAGGAGGAGGAGGAAAAGGAGGAGGACGACGACGAGCUUGCAGAGAGCACCCAGCACUCCGUUCUCCCCAACGGGCAGGAUCUUUUUCUCAGCCUGACUGAAGUACCCUCCCAACCCAGUUUCCAAGACCACGACCCCAUGGAAGGGACCUCAGCAGCUGCAAAUUCUUCAAGCCUCCCUCCUCCGUCCCAAAGGCUAUCACAGAUAAGGCGUCGGAAAAAGACGACGCGAGAUGAGAGGUUCGCAGAAAUCAUGGAAUCCACCCGCAGUGACAGAGCUCAUCUGAAUGAGUGGAAGGACACGGUUUCAGAGUAUAGGAAAGAAGCCAGUGAACGUGAGGACAGGAGGGACGCUCGAGAUGAGAGGUGGCGGCAGGAAGAUCAGAGGAGGCAGGAUACAAUGCUGGGACUGCUGCGUGAGCAAACAGACAUGCUCCGGCAUCUGGUGGGGCUUCAGGAACGGCGGCAGGAUAACAGAGUGCCACUACAGCACCUGUAUAACCCCCCUCACCAUGUUCCAUAGCCUCCUCACCCAGACGUGUAAGAAUGCGGGGGGAGGCUCCGUACACCUUCCCAUUCCACCUCAGUGGACAGCCCAAGCAAAAGGCUGUCAUUUUUUAAAACCUUUUUUAGUGGCCUUUUCCUUCCCGCCGAUCCUCCUCCCAA
Messenger RNA from Malaclemys terrapin pileata, 1993 nucleotides. Its product is annotated as AP-3 complex subunit beta-1-like. The record is from RefSeq and is a predicted model, not a curated record. Lineage: Eukaryota; Metazoa; Chordata; Testudines; Emydidae. The transcript has 2 exons. The coding region runs from base 1203 to 1850 and encodes 215 amino acids.